CCGGCGCACAUGCGCGCAGCUCUUCUGGAAGCGCGGGAGGCUCGCUUUGUGGCGGCCCCGCCUCGGCCGUUCUGACCGUUCCGUUUCCUGAGCCUCUCGGCCGUUCGGCCUGCCAUGGCCCGGCGCGAGCGAGCGGCGGGCGGCGGGGAGGGAGCGCCCGCCGCGGCUUCCGGCGGCCUGUGGUGAGGUCCCGACAGCCUCUCGGCCGCUCGUGCCGCGCUUUCCGUGAAGUCGCCUCGCCGCCGUGAAGAUGAGCGCGGGCGGCCUCGCGUCCUUCGAGAAGCAGCACCUCUGGAUGUACCUGCGGGCGCUCGGCUUCGAGCCCGGCCCCGCGGCCGCGGCCAGCGGGAAGCUCGCGUCGCACGCGCACCUCGGCGUGAACAUGUUUGAUAAGCUGAACCGAGAUGCCUUUCACAUAGUUUCUUAUUUUUUGUUUCAAACUCUGGACCAGUCUCUCACCAAAGAAGUUUUCAAGUUUUGCUGGCCUCCAUAUGACCAAAAAAGUGAUGCUGAAUUCCGGAAGCACUGUUGUGAAUGGUUAAAAAAGAUUUCUGCCGAGUGUGAAGGUGGCUUUCCUCAAGUGGUUGGUUCACUGUUCCUUUCUCCCGGCGGGCCAAAGUUCAUUCAUCUGAUGUAUCAUUUUGCAAGAUUUGUUGCCGUAAAGUAUAUUAAAGCCAAUUGCAAAAAUUCUUCUCUGCAAUUUACAGAAAUGUUUAACGUAAAGACACAAGAUAUGCACAAGUCCCUUGCCAGAUGUCAUAUAGCACGUAACAGGUUUUUGCAGGUUUUACAAAGGAAAGAUUAUGUAAUCCAAAAAUAUGAGGAAAAUGCACAAUUGUCACUUAAGCAAGUGCGGAAUUUGAGAUCAGAAUAUAUGGGAUUGCAAAGCCAAGUAAAAAAAAUGGAACCCUCUGAUGACCAGAGUCAUAUAAAAGAAAAAAUUGAAAAGGUUCGAUCUCUGUGGACCCAAGUAAAUGAAACACUCACAGUUUUGGAAGAAGAAAGAGAAGUUAUUAAUUCAAUCCUUAAUGUUGUGAACCAGUAUGAUUUAGAUGGGAGUAAUGUUUCUAUUAAUAUUCCAAGUCUCUUACUUGACAAAAUUGAGAAACAGAUAUGUCAGUUGCACAUAGGAAAUGUUUAUGAGGCUGGAAAAUUGAACCUUUUAACAGUUAUUCAGUUGUUGAAUGAAGUCCUGAAAAUAAUGAAAUAUGAACGCUGUCAGUCUAAUCAAGCAAGCUUUACAAUAGAUCGUCACUACCUUGAAAAAGAGACCAGAUUUCAGAGGGAAAGGUUAUCACGCCUGAAGCAAAUGAGGUGUAAAAUAAAAGAAGAUCUUAUCACUGUAGGACAUUCUGUUAUAGAAAAGCAAGGAGAGUGGGAUAGGAAAUGGGAAGCACUUCUCGGUGUGUCUCCUUUCAGUCUAUUUAAAGGCCACACUCCAGCUGUGGAUCUUUUGCCACCUAUGUGUCCCCUUUCCUUUGAUCCUGUCUCAGAGGAAGUAUAUGCAAAGAGUAUUCUUUCUCAGUAUCCUGCUUCACUUCCAGAAAUACCUAAGCAACAUAACCAAGAAAAUGAUUGCCGAAAACACAUUGAUACACUGGCAGCUGUGUGUGACAUAGCCAACAGUUCUGCCUCUUUUCUGUUGCGGUCAGCUUCAUCGUCAGAGAGAAACAGUGUUGCGCUACUUGGAAAGGAUACAGUGAUGAGAGCUCCCAAAGAGAAAGGUGAAAUAAUUUCUAAGAAAAUUCCAGAAUUGGAAGGGCAGAACUCUGUAUUGUGGGAUGCUGCAGAGGAUGCAGAGAAUAGGAUGUCCGGAGGGUCUCUGCCAGCCGAAAAAAGGGACCCGUUCCAGAAAGAGCAAGAUCUCCUGGUGGAAGAGGUUGCUAGGGCAGUUUUAUCUAAUUCACCACAGGUCUCUGAAGGAAAAGAAGUAAAAUUAGAAGAACUAAUUGACUCUAUAGUUUCUAACCCCUUCUUAACAAGGAAACAGAUUCCUCGAACUCCAGAAAAUUUGAUAACUGAAGGUAGGAGCUCCUGGAGACAAGCUGUUGAAAUGGAAGAUACUGGAAGUACAGAACCAAUUCAGAUGGAUACUCACCGUGGAGAAGUAUUGCCAGAGUCCUUACCUGUGUUGCACAGUCAAAGAGAGUUCAGCGUGGCCAGCCUUUUCUCAGAUUUUAGCCAGUCUUACUUGCCUGAAGAGAAAGUCGUUUUGGACUGUCUUGAGGAUGUGCCUGAGAAACCUGUGACUAGUCAUAUCGGUGAACCCAUGACAGAAAACAAGUCCGAUUUGUUAAGUAAGAAAAUAGUUUGUAAGCAAGACUUAGAAUGUGCAGCUUUACCGACCAAGCUUUCAGAAACUAGCCCAAUGGAGCUUUCUCCUUCUGUACGUAAUAGGAUCAAUGUGAUGAUGGGUAGGAGUGAAGAUAAAUGUGUUAAAGCAUUGGAGCACCCACAGGCUUCUCACAAUGAAACUUUCAUGUAUAAGACUGUGUUAUGGGACUCUUUUCAGAUAUUAAGUGGAAUUAGUUCUAAGAGUCUUAAUGAUAUGGAUUUUGGCAUAUUACAUGAAACUCUUCCAGAAGAAGUUGGCCGUCUGAGUCUCAAUAGCUCUGGUAGUUCUGAGACCCACUUUAAACUGGCAUCGAAUAGCCCUGUGCACAGUGGCACUUUUUUGGAUGAUGUUAUGAAAGGAGAACAGAUGGCUCCAGAAUCAGAAUUCAGUUUCCAGGCUAUUCACAGUAAUUACGAGGCUCUAAAGAAAUCUCUUCCCAAGACAAGGGAAGAAUCUUAUCUCUCUAAUCCUGAAGUUCUUGAAAGACACGAACGAGAAGUGAGUGCUGUAGCCAAAAACAUGCAAGCAGAUAAUAUGCUUCAUAUUUUGGACAGUGAUGAUUUGCUCACUGGCUGUGCAAAGCCAUCUUUGUGCCUGUCGCUUGGUGAAGGAAAACAGUCUCUGUCACCACUAAUUAAGUUUUCUCCAGUGGAGCAAAAAUUGAGGACCAUCGUGCCACGUAGCGUUGGAGAACCAUGUAGUCCUCUAGAACUUCUACCUAGUUUAAAAGAAGAAGAAAUCUUGAAUAAGAGCCUUAAUGCGGAAGCACCGGACUCGACAGCCUGAUGCAGUACCUGUAAUUUAAGUGUGAUGCACCGAAUUGAAGCCAUGUUGCGGAACAGGAAGUGAUUUGUAACUUAAGUACACAGUUAGAAGUGUAACACUAGGUUUCAAAGAUGUAUAAAGAUCCUAAGCGCCUCUUAGCUUCUUGUGAUGUUUUUAGAUGAGGAAAGUAUGUUUGGAUUUUUUUCUUCCUAGUGAUAUGAAGGUGAAAUGUUAAGUUGUGGGAAGUCAUUGUGUUGAAUAAUCUUGUAAGCAUUAAGUAAAUAACAAAAGUGAUUUGUUACAAUUUCAGUUAACAUGAGUGGCUUUUGAUGGACUGACUAAAUGGUUAAACAGCCACUGGAUAUAUUCAUCUUUCAUUUUAGAGAAAUAAAACACUUAU
This is a messenger RNA of Octodon degus (degu), 3500 nucleotides long. It is a transcript of the gene Haus6, whose product is annotated as HAUS augmin like complex subunit 6. NCBI's taxonomy places the organism in Eukaryota, Metazoa, Chordata, Mammalia, Rodentia, Octodontidae. The transcript has 17 exons. The coding region runs from base 251 to 3121 and encodes 956 amino acids. Gene Ontology annotation, cellular component: HAUS complex; mitotic spindle microtubule. Gene Ontology annotation, biological process: spindle assembly. Gene Ontology annotation, molecular function: microtubule binding. The record is from RefSeq and is a predicted model, not a curated record.